Brassica oleracea var. oleracea is the source of this 507-nucleotide messenger RNA. Its product is annotated as B3 domain-containing protein REM19. The record is from RefSeq and is a predicted model, not a curated record. The transcript has 3 exons. Gene Ontology annotation, molecular function: DNA binding. Bases 1 to 507 code for a protein of 168 amino acids. NCBI's taxonomy places the organism in Eukaryota, Viridiplantae, Streptophyta, Magnoliopsida, Brassicales, Brassicaceae.
AUGGCGACGCCGAAAAUACUCAAGAAGAGAGGAAGGAAGAAGAAGAAUCCUAAUCCCGAGGAAGUGAACUCGUCUACUCCACGUGGAGAUGACUCAGAGAACCGCUCAAAGUUCUACGAGAGUGCUUCUGCUAGGAUGAGAACUGUGACUGCAGAGGAAAGGGAGAGAGGCAUCACUGCAGCCAAAACCUACGAACCAACCAAUCCUUUCUUCAGAGUUGUUCUGCGGCCAUCUUAUCUCUACAGAGGCUGCAUCAUGUACUUGCCUUCUGGUUUUGCUGAGAAGUACUUAAGCGGGAUAUCUAGUUUCAUCAAGAUCCAGCUAGGGGAGAAACUGUGGCCAGUGAGGUGCCCUUACAAAGCAGGGAGAGCUAAGUUUAGUCAAGGGUGGUACGAGUUCACGCUUGAGAACAAUAUAGGCGAAAGAGAUGUUUGUGUGUUUGAGCUUCUCAGUACUCGGGACUUCGUUCUGAAAGUCACUGCCUUUCGCGUCAACCAGUACGUGUGA